Messenger RNA from Nycticebus coucang (slow loris), 6195 nucleotides. It is a transcript of the gene DDN, whose product is annotated as dendrin. The record is from RefSeq and is a predicted model, not a curated record. The coding region runs from base 1953 to 4340 and encodes 795 amino acids. Lineage: Eukaryota; Metazoa; Chordata; Mammalia; Primates; Lorisidae. The transcript is spliced from 2 exons.
UAGACUGUGGGUACCAUCUCACCAGUGCCUUGCAGGUAUGAUUCAAUUUCCCAUCUAAGCCAGGAGCAAUUUCAGAGUAAUACCUUGCCCCUACCGCCACUGUGCCUAACCCCUAGCCAUAUCAUACUGGUUCCUUCGAUCCAGGCUUGCUGAUGGAACAUCAGGGAAAAGCAUCAAGGCCCUUGUCAGAACUCAAAUUUUAGUGCUGCAUCAAGGCUGUAGAGAAACCCCUGCUUCUGCAUUCACCUCUUCAAAGCCCUCACAGGCGCAUUCCCAAAGUUGGGGGAGGGAGGCUUCUGAGUUAUUAGAAUUAGGGUAUGUUUAUGUAUGUGGGGGUGGAUACAUGGUGGAAAGUACAGAUGUCUCCUUAUGUCACAUUCCCUCAUGAAGGAGGAUUUGUGUAGGAAGGCGGCAAGGACUUUAAAAAGCCUUAGGUCUAGUGGGAUCCAGAGUGGAAGGCAGCACCUUCAUGCGAAUAGUCACAUUGCAACUGGUAGGUGCAUGGAAUCAAGAGGGGUAAAGUGGAUGGGUCAAGUGAUAUUUGGGUUCUUUCUAAAGGUUGGUGUUAGGGUUAGGGUCAGGAUGCCAGGGUUUUGUUGGGCUGUUUCUCAGUAAGUCAGUCUCUGCUCCUUAUCAACCCUUAUGGCCCUCAUCCCCUUAAAAGGGAGUCUGUACCCAAAAGGCUCCAUGUAUUAUAGUGGAAAACAAAUUGGGAUUUCUUGCUUCUCCCAUUUUUCCCUAAAAUUCAACCAGUCUCAGAGUUUGAGAAUGGAGGUGAGAGAAAGACAAGGGAUAACAAUUGGGAGCCUCAUAGGCUUUUAUUUUUACCUAUUACCCUCAGAAGAGCCAAAUUAUUUCUUCUUCUUGAGGAACCGUUGCCAUACAAACUCUCUUUUCCCACUCCCUGCACCCCUCCCCUCCACUGGAGCUGCUGCCAUGGUUGCCAGGCAUGGUUGCUAAGUCUGCAUGGAAGGGUUGGCGUGGGCUGUGCUGCCACUAACAUUACCAUGGUGAAUCAGGGGACACCUGGUGUAGGCUUAGAGGGAGGGUUCAUGCAGAUAAGUGACAAUCCCCAGGACAGGAUGUGGUCCAAAGGUGAGCAUCUUGAGCACCACUUCAGGUGGGGGCUGUGUGAACUAGGCAUUGUGGUAGGGGGUGGGGAAGCUCUACACUGAAAAGUAGAGGCUACUUUUAUCAUUUCAGUUGCUAGGGGAUUAGUUUUGCCAAGGGAGCACACCAUUCCCCCAUGUCCCUCUGUAAGGGUGAAGUGCAUAAGCACUCUGUUCUAUCCUCCGUAGCUGGGCAGAACUGUGUAGGCACAGAACAAUGUGACCCCAAAAUCCUGGCUUGUGGACUGGGGAGAGAGCCUGCUGCCAGGGGAAGGUUUGCUAGGUGUCCAAGGACAAACAUCUAGAAAGAGAGUGGUGGGGCAGCUUGGGUGGCCAAGACAGAUUCCUGGGUCCUGUUGUACCAGCAGUCCUGGGCUGCAGCACUGAGAAGGUGAGGACUUAAAGGUGUAGGGGUCACCUUUUUGAGCUUAGGGAAGGCAGCUUUCCCUGAAUCACACAAAAGCUUCAGUGAAAGCCACCGCCUCCUCUCCGCUGCAUGGGAGCUGGUUACUCAUCUCUGUACCCAAACGCUACUGCCGCUAAAAAUAGCCCCCCCCCCCGCCCCAUGGGCCAGCCCCUCCUGCACCCCAACCCCAUGGAAACCAGCAGAGUGGCAGGCAGAGACCUUGAGUUCUAUUCUCACCACUCCCUGAGAAAACCGAAAUCUGAAGCAGGAAGUCAGGCAGAACCUUGCUGGUCUGGGGACCUGGCAAGCUGGAAAAUAAAGGGUUAAAAUGGCAGGAAGGUUGAAGAAAGGGUGGGGGCACUGUCAUUUUUACCUAGAAUCUUAAGUCCCUCCCUCUCCCACUCCUACAGUCCCAUCAGGCUUGGGGGACAACAGCCAUGGGAAGGGGCGUCCAAUCCCGGGCCCCAGGGGGCGGCGGUGCACAUGGGGGAGGUAGCAACGCGGAGCCGUCUGCGCCGUGUCACAUGCGCGCGCACACACACAGACAAGCACACACGUGUGCCUGGGUAUAUAUAGUUCCCAGUUCCUGGGCCCGCCGCUCUGCAGUGGGCGCCGGCUCCCUGGGCUGGGAGGGGGCUGCUGGGGCGGGUGGGAGGGUGGGGGGCCGGGUGGGGUGGGGCAGGAUGCUGGAUGGCCAGCUAUUUUCCAAGGGGCCCAACAGCCCCCAGGAGCUCCAGGAUGAGGAGUCCGGCAGAUGCCUCUGGGUGCAGAAGUCCAAGCUGUUGGUGAUAGAAGUGAAGACUAUCUCCUGUCAUUAUAGUCGCUGCGCCCCUUCUCGUCAGCCCAUGGACUUCCAGGCCAACCACUGGGCUCGCAGGUCCCAGAGCCUCACGUGUGGGCCCCGCCCGGGAUCCCCUGAAGUGCCGCCCCGCCGGCCCUGGCCCUCCAGGGUGCUGCAGGAGGCGACCAACUGGCGGGCGGGGUCCCUGGCCGAGGUCCGAGCCCGGGAGCAAGAGAAAAGGAAGGCGGCGUCGCAGGAGCGGGAGGCCAAGGAGACCGAGCGAAAAAGGCGUAAGGCUGGUGGGGCCCGACGGAGCCCCCCGGGUCGGCCCCGCCUAGAGCCCCGCAACGCGGCUCGGGCGGCCCAGCCUGCAAGGCUUCUAGCUCUCUCACAGCCAGAGCGCUUGGGGCCAGUGGGGCGACCGCCCCGUCCACCUGCGCAGCCGCACAGCGACCCAGGGUCAGCGUGGGCGGGGCCCUGGGGAGGUCGGAGGCCCGGACCCCCCAGCUACGAGGCUCACCUGCUGCUAAGAGGUUCUGCUGGGACCGCCCCACGACGCCGCUGGGACCGGCCGCCACCCUAUGUGGCUCCACCUUCUUACGAAGGCCCCCACAGGACCUUAGGGACUAAGAGAGGCCCAGCGCUCUCCCAGGCACCCACUUCAUCAGCCCCAGCUCCAACCCCAGCCAGGACAGAGGGAGGGCGCACAAAGAAGAGGUUGGAUCCUCGAAUCUAUCGGGAUGUCCUCGGGGCCUGGGGUCUCCGACAGGGGCAAGGUCUCUUGGGGGGAUCCCCGGGCUGUGGAGCGGCCAUAGCAAGGCCAGAUUUUGGCAAGGGGGCAGCGGAGAAAAGUGUGGGGCUCACUGCUGCUGGCCUGAAUAGUGGUAGCUACAGCCAUUCCCAAGCCAAAGCUACGGGGCGCCCAAGCACGGAGACAGCUCCUUCAGAGUAUGCAACUGCGACUCCCAGCCCCCCACGUCCCGCGCCUAGGGCCAGGCACCACUUCAAAGGCUCGAGGGAAGGGAAAGAAGGAAGAGAACCGAUCUGGUUCCCCAAAUGCUGGAUUCCCUCCCCAAAGGGCUCCCCUAAAAGGCAGCCGGCCAGGCACAGCCAGACACUCCCCAGACCUUGGGCUCCAGGAGGCACAGGAUGGAGGGAGUCCCUGGGUCAUAGAGAGGGGGUAGGACCCGAGACCCUGGAGGGUUGGAAGACGACCCGCCGCGCCCACACCUUGCCGCGUAGCUCCCGAAGGCCGGCUUGUGGAGAAGGCGUCUUUGUCAUUGACGCCACGUGCGUGGUGAUACGAUCCCAGUAUGUUCCGACCCCUCAAACCCAGCAGGUGCAACUUCUGCCCUCUGGAGUGCCGCGUGUUGUGGGAGAUGCCCCCAGCCAACCGAAGGCGGUUAAGGAGGAGGGCGAGGGGGCCACAGUCCUCCCCCCACCUUGCCAAAAGCUGCUGUUGAGCAGUCGCCUUUUACACCAGCCCGGUCGGGGGCGCGGGUGCGAGGCUGAGGGCGGGAAACUGGGGGACACCUUACUGGAGGAGCGCGCCUCCCGUAUCUUGGGGCUCCCGGUGGGUGAAGUAAAUCUGCGGGACGCCCCCACGCAGCCAGGUACUCCAGAGCACCGAGCCCUAGGCCUGGCAGCUUUGGGUGGCGUGGGCAGAGCAGAGGGUUCGGAAGUGGCGGCGGUCCAGUGGUGCGCUGGCCGGGGCUGGGCGCGGAAUCCAGGGCCCUAUGCUGGGGCCCUGCGGGAAGCCGUGUCCCGCAUCCGCCGCCACACCGCCCCGGACUCUGACACGGACGAAGCUGAGGAGCUCAGCGUCCAUAGUAGCUCCUAUGAAGGAAGCGACACAGAAGCCCCAGGCGCCUCCUGGCGGAAUGAGAGGACCCUUCCCGGGGUUGGGAACAGCCAGGAAGGUGGUAAGACAGCUGAGCUGAGCGACGGUAUCCAGAUUUUAGAUGUCAUCAGCCAAACAGAGGAGGCCCUCUUCAGGGCGAGGGACACCAAGGGGACCCCACAGGAAAAUAGGGAAAGGGAAUGAAAGGCCCCUUUUUGUAUUUGUGUGCCCCAACGCAUUCAUCCGUGGGCUCACUGGUGCCAGUUCUUCCCCACAGAUUUCCUUUGCUUCUCUUUUCCUUGUAUCACUAACCAUUCCCCUUCCCAUACUUGAAGUAAGAAAGGAAAGGGCCAGACACGGUGGCUCACGCCUGUAAUCCCAGUACUUUGGGAGGCUGUGGCAUUGGAGACCAGUCUGGUCAAUGAGGCCAGAUCCCUGUCUCUACAAAAAAAAAAAAAAAAAGCCAGACCUGAUGGUAUGUGCCUGUUAGUUCUGGCUACUUGGAAGGCUGAGGCGGGAGGAUCACUUGAGCUCAGGAGUUCAAAGUUACAGUGAACUAUGAUUGUACCACUGUACUCCAGCCUUGGCAACAGGGUGAGACCCUGUCUCUAAAAAAAGAAGAAGAAGAAGGAAAUGGUGCAUGUGCCCAUUGGUAAUUUUGUUUCAGGAGAGAUGAGGGUGAGCAAUAGAUUUAACGCCUGCCACACAGGCAUUAAAGUGACAUCUUCAGCAAGGCUGGAGCUGAGCAGAGAGACCUAACCAGGAUCAGGCAGGAGGGCAGGGAUAGUGGCAGUCAUAGGAGGGGCAAUGUAGGGCAGGAGGGAGAAAGUGAGAGAGAAGCUCUGGAUCAAGUGACAGAGGAGUUUGUAGGAGUAGAGAAAUGGGUCCAGAAACAACCAGCCAAACAGGAGGAGGGCUCAUCUUGGUGUUAGUCUUGAAUUUCAACCCCAAUUCUGCCACUAAUUUGCUGGUUGACCUUACAGUAGUCACUUUCUCUCUCUAGGCCUUCUAGUAUGUAAAAUGGUGGAGUUCUAAAGUCUGUCCUUCCAUCCCUGACAUUUUGGGAUUUGGGGGGAGGCCUCUAUCUCUUCCUCCCCUCAACAAGCCAAGAGAGAGAGUUGGAAAUAAGUGAACAGACUCUUGAGUGCUUCUGGGUGGCCUCCUUGUCAUCUGUAGUCAUUUGUCAUCUGUAGUUUUCAAUUCAGGAGGACUGUGCAGGGUUUUCAGGAGAGUUGAGUAAGUGGGCAAGAUGCUCCUAUCCUAGUCUCCCUGGUUUAGGUGAGGGCUCCCCAAGGCAGGGCGAGAUAGUGGCCCUGUCACUUACCCUGGCCUGUGGUGGUCUGAGCUGGGGAGGGAAGGCAGCCAGUGAAUCAGCUUAGAACCUCUUUAGGCCUUCACCUUUUCCUCCUCCCCAAUGUUUCUCAGUAAUGUCCUCAGGGGUUACCACAAUUUCCCUCCCGGUGGUAUUGCCCACCUCAAAGAACCCUGAGAAUUUCAAUCCCAUCUCUGCCUCUUACAGAAAGCCGACUAGGCAAGGUAGGAGGCUGGUACCAAGAAGCCUGUAGGUGUAGGCUGUAAUAAUUGCUGUAACCACUAAGGGGCGCGCGCAGGUCGCAGAUUUCCCCAGUUGCUAGUCCUACUAUCCCAGCACUGCCAGUUAACACGAUCCCCUAAAUUACCCAGCGCGCUCGCCAGUUCCCCACCUUGCCACCUCCAGACUGCGAAGCCGGGAGCAGGCCUCCGGCCUCCCAGACCUCUGGAAAGGGCCGAGCCCCUCUUUGUACUCAUUCACGCCAGCCAACCGACUUGGGACCCCGACACUGAAGUCUUUUUUUUCUCUCUGAUCCUGGACACUUCUGUUUCUGCCAUUUACUAGCCAUGUGAACUUGGCCAAAUCACUUCACCUCCCUGAGCCUCAGUUUCCUCAUCUGUCAAAUGGGGGGUUAUAAACACCUACCUCGCAGGGUUGUUGUGAGGACUUAAUGCGAUAAUGUAUGUAAAGCGCCUUGCACAGUGCCUGGCACACAGUAGACGCUCAAUAAAUCUAAACUUCCCUUUA